This is a messenger RNA of Polyodon spathula (Mississippi paddlefish), 5591 nucleotides long. RefSeq names its product zinc finger E-box-binding homeobox 1-like. The record is from RefSeq and is a predicted model, not a curated record. The transcript has 9 exons. Lineage: Eukaryota; Metazoa; Chordata; Actinopteri; Acipenseriformes; Polyodontidae. Gene Ontology annotation, biological process: regulation of transcription by RNA polymerase II; anatomical structure development. Gene Ontology annotation, molecular function: RNA polymerase II cis-regulatory region sequence-specific DNA binding; DNA-binding transcription factor activity, RNA polymerase II-specific. Bases 319 to 3699 code for a protein of 1126 amino acids.
GUUGUUAUUUGUUUUAUUUGUUUUAAUUUUUUUUAUGAACGUUAAGCAGAAAAAGCAAGCAGGCUUUUCCUGCUAUUGCUGACGACAUGUGUGUGACAUGUGAGUCCCGAGUCACCCACUGCCUGCCCAGGAGCUGUAAACAUGUUUACCUGAACAGGAAAGACGGGACUUUGCGCUUUCAAAUGCCCUUCGUAUAAAUAAACACGCAGUUCUAAUUUCGGGAAAAUUAAAACAUCAAACUGUGAAAAGGAAUCGUUUCGUGAAAACUGACUUGUCUUUGAAAACAGAAGGGAAACAGAUUCUUUAACGCUGCAGCAAAUGGCAACUUGUGCAGUUACCAGCUAUAACAACGUGGUGGAAGCGAACUCCGAUUCAGAUGAUGAAGACAAGCUACAUAUCGUGGAGGAGGAGAGCGUGACAGACGCUGCAGACUGUGAGAACAAUGUGCCAGACGAUGACUUGCCGAGCAACCAUGCAGUAUUACCAGAGAACGGGCAAGGAGAGGAGGAGGAGGAGGAAGCUUGGGAGGAAGAAACAAAAGGAGAAGACACCUUGGGGCCUGAAGCUCAGCCAGGGGACGUUGGAUUUAAAGUAGACGAUGCAUGUGGCUCUGAAGCUGAAGAUGAACAAAACAAUGACCGGAUCGUAGAGGAAAUGCUGCAGCAGGGAGACACUGCUGUCAUCUACCCAGAGGCACCUGAGGAGGAACAGAGGCAGGGGACACCCGAAGCCAGCUGCCACGACGAGAACGGGACGCCAGAUGCAUUUUCACAGCUGCUCACAUGUCCGUACUGUGACAGAGGAUACAAGCGAUACACCUCUCUGAAAGAACACAUCAAGUACCGGCACGAGAAGAAUGAAGACAACUUCAGCUGCUCCCUCUGCAGUUACACGUUUGCCUACAGAACACAACUUGAACGUCACAUGACGGCACACAAAUCUGGGCGGGAUCAGCGUCAUGUAGUACAGUCUGGGGGCAAUCGGAAAUUUAAGUGCACUGAAUGUGGAAAGGCAUUUAAAUACAAGCACCACCUAAAGGAGCACUUGCGUAUCCACAGUGGGGAGAAGCCCUACGAAUGCCCGAACUGCAAGAAGCGUUUUUCCCACUCCGGCUCGUACAGCUCCCACAUUAGUAGUAAGAAAUGCAUCGGUGUGAUGCCUGUGAACGGACGGUCCCGGCUGGCGGGCAAGACAUCUCAGUGCCCUUCUCCGUCCCUCUCUUCAUCGCCCAGCACCCCUGCCAGAACACAGCUCCGGGAGAAAGGUGACAACAGCAAGCCUUUACAAGAACAGCUUCCCGCCAACCAAAUCAAAGUCGAACCUGUGGAUUACGAGUACAAACCAAUAGUGGUGACCUCCGGAAUCAGCUGUGCCACGCCUUUGCAAAACGGGGCUUUCAACGGUGGCAGUCCGCUGCAGACCACGGCUUCACCCCAGGGUGUGGUGCAAGCUGUGGUCCUGCCAGCUGUUGGGCUGGUCUCCCCUAUCAGCAUCAACCUAAGCGACAUCCAGAAUGUUCUCAAAGUAGCUGUAGAUGGGAACAUUAUUCGUCAAGUCCUAGAGAGCGCCCACGCCAAUGCAGCCAAAGAACAAGGUGGAGUCCAGCCAGGGGGCCAUUCCCUCAUCUCAGCAUUCAGUCUUCCUUUGGUUGAUCAAGAUGGAACAACCAAAAUCAUCAUCAACUACAGUUUGGAGCAGCAGCCCAGCCAAGUCCAGAUUCUGCCACAGAGCUUGAAGAAGGAGAACCCCAGCCCCGUCGAAAUCUGUAAAACUGAGAAGUUACCCGAAGACCUCACUGUUAAGCCUGGGAAAAGCAAAAUUCCCAAGACUGAAAACAGCAGCAGCACGUGUCUACUGUGCGAUGACUGUCCUGGCGGUUUGGAUGCACUUCAAGAGAUUAAGCACUGUAAUUUAAAAGGCGAAGGUGGUAUUCUGACUUCUCAGGUUAAUGGAGAGAAUGCCGAGAAAACAGAUUCCACUGUUUCAUCCCCCACCGCUGAGGGAAGUCUAUCCCUCGGCCAGCCCCCCUUAAAGAACCUCUUGUCACUCCUAAAGGCAUACUAUGCCUUGAAUGCACAGCCUACCACAGAGGAGCUCUCGAAGAUUUCCGAUUCAGUAAGCUUACCACUAGACGUGGUAAAGAAGUGGUUUGAAAAGAUGCAGACUGGGCAGAUCCCUGUGGGAGCUGCCAGUCCUUCUGAACACGAGGCCAUUUCUUCUGAAAGUGAUGAAACUCAGAAUAGUUUAGAUCCCGCAGGAGAUGUACCGGACAGCACGACAACUGCAGAGAGUCCACUUCAAUUGACUAAAACCCAAGUUAUUUUAAUAACCCCUUCAAGCGUGAAAACAAAUAGCUCCAGAACUAACACACCUUCCCCAUCACCACUAAAUCUCUCUUCAACCGGGACUGUGCUCGUGAAGACAGAAGAGGACACUGAGGAAGGGGCACAGGUGGAACCCCUCGACCUAUCACUACCAAAGCAAACCAGAGAGGAAAUGGAACAGGCCACCAGUACCAGUGUUUAUCAAAACAGUGUUUACUCCGUUCAAGAAGAACCCUUGAACUUAACUUGCACAAAGAAGGAGCAGCCGCAAAGUGACAGUAUUAAUACAAGCCCAAAUCCUGUUUAUGUUUGCCCACCAAGUGCCAAUCCCAUUAACAUUGCUAUACCCACAGUUACCACUCAGCUACCUGCGAUUGUGGCCAUUACCGACCAGGGCAGUGUCCCGUGUCUGAGAGCUCUGGGUACCAACCAACAGACUAUACUAAUUCCACAGGUUACUUACGCAUAUUCCACUUUAGACACCAGUCCUGCAGUACCAGAAGCCCAGCAGAAAAUAGUGCAAGCGAAUGGAAGCCAGGAGGAGAGGCAAGAGACGAGCUCCGAGGGCGUCUCGACCGUCGAAGAUCAGAAUGACUCAGACUCUACUCCUCCCAGGAAGAAGAUGAGAAAAACAGAACAUGGCAUGUACGCCUGUGACCUGUGUGAUAAAAUAUUCCAGAAGAGUAGCUCCCUUUUGAGACACAAGUAUGAGCACACAGGUAAAAGGCCUCAUGAGUGUGGAAUCUGCAACAAGGCUUUCAAACACAAGCACCACUUGAUAGAACACAUGCGACUGCACUCAGGGGAGAAACCGUACCAGUGUGACAAGUGUGGCAAGCGUUUCUCUCACUCAGGCUCCUACUCGCAGCAUAUGAACCACCGCUACUCUUACUGCAAGAGAGAGGCCGAGGAGCGCGAGGGCCCAGAGCUCAACGAGGAAGAGGAGGAGGGGGAGGGGCCCGGAGCCGUGGGGGAGAUCCUCCCCGGAGAGCAGCUGUCAGGCAGUCGGGCUGCCUCCCCUCCCUCCCUGCUGGACUCAGACGACAGAGAAAGCAGCACACGUGGGGAGGAGGAAGAGGAGGAGGAGACGGAGGAAGAGGAGGAGGAGGAGACAGAGACGAAGGAGGAGACGGAGACAAAGGAGGAGACAGAAACGAAGGAGGAAGGCGAAGAUAUGCAAGUAGGAGAAAAGGAACACAAGGAUUCAGAGGAGGAUCAGGAAGAGAACGGGGAAGAAAUGGAGACAGAAGAGGGGGCAGGUGAAAAGGAAAUGGGCACAGACGAAAAUCCAAGUGAGAUUCCGUGGGUUAAUAGGGAGGAUUCAGAAGAGGAAAAAACGCCAGAAAAAAUUGACGGUGACAACGAUAAAAUAUGAAAUGUAAUGGAUUAUUUUUCUAAAACAGAAGAAAAUAAUUACAAAAAAAACUGAGCGUUUUACUCUACAAUAUAAAUGUUGAAAACACGGUAGCUUGGAUGCUGUGUUUCAGUUCACUACUGUGUAUAAAUCCAGGUGUGCCUGAAUCUCGAAAACUUGUAACUUUUCCACAGGAGCAUUUUCAGUAUUAGAAAUUAAGUUUGUAAAAAUACAGGAAGUUUAACAAAAAAAAAAAAAAAAAAACAAGUUGCAUAUACUGACUUUGAAAGCUAGAAUUAACAGGUUUUAGAUGGUGUUUUAUUACUAAGACAUCCUGGAUCAUUUCUUUUAUCAGUGUUAUUAAUUUCUUCACUCGUGUUAUAACCUUUUAAGCUGUACAGUUGGGAGAGAUUUCUAUACCUUUUUAUUGCCAACGAAGUUUGCUAAAUCAGUAUUUUAUUAAGUUAGAAAGGAAAAGAACCUGUGCACUACAGAACCCCUGGUUUACCUAAGCAAGCAACGUGCUUCAGUGUUGUCUACCCUUCAGUAUUAUUGCGUGUGGGCGUAGUUUAGAAUAGCAUUUGUUUAAGUGGAUUGAUAGCCUUAGAAAAGCCAGCCCUAAAAAAGUUAAAGAUGUCAGGGACAAAAAAUAAAUCAAUGUGGCGAUUGAUAUUGUAAGGAGAAAUUCCAUGCAGGGAACAGACUAUCAAACCCAGUGUUUUGUUUUUUUUUUGUUUGUUUUUUUCAAGUCAGUGUUCAAAGUUCAGAUGAAGUAAGGUGAGGUCUAUUGUUGAAUCCCCCAGCCUUAUUGCAGGACCUCUGUGCUGUAAGUGCCAUUGAACAGUGUUAUUUUCAGUAAGUGGCCAUCACCAGUUUUAAUGCAGGACCCAUAUUCACUCAAAUGUGUUUGAGUGAUAGUCGGUUUGACCAUUGUCUCAAGCCUUGUCAGAUGUUUUAAAUACACCCAGCAAAGUGAAGUGAGGUCAGUUGUGUUUCUUAUGUAUAAAUGCUGCAUGAAUUCUGGUUUGGCUAAUGCCUGGAAACUAAAAAAAGAAGUCUGUAUUACUAAGUUAAAAAGUGUUGUAUAAAGUUCCUGCCAUAUUAGGUCUGUCCAUUUUGGAUAAGUAAUGCACUUGCUUCAAGCUUAUGACAAGCUAGCCUGUACUUCAGAUAACAAAUGUUGGUAAAUGUGGUCCCAAAAUAUUAAGUGUUAGCUGGGUUUACCUGUCAGUAUUACUUUUAAUUCUGUUGUUUUAUCUUUUAGGGUUUCUUUUUUAUUUGUUAUGUUCAUGCAAAAAAAAAAAUGUGUACUGUAUGUUUUAAAGAAUGGCAGUAUUAAUACCAUACUCACUGAUACAUGUAACAGUUUAGUUUUAGAAAACUUUUAUAUUUAUGUGUCUUAUUUUUAUAUUUCUUUAUGGUUAUUUAUUACACAAUGUAGUGUAUAAUACUGUAGUUUGUAUUAAUACAAUAAUAUAUUUUAGUAUGAAAAAUAGUUUGGAAGGUUGAUAAGAUUUCAAAGCUCGAAGUGAAGCUGUUUGUUGUGGAGGUGUCUUUGAAAAGUAUUACGUUAACAUUUCAGCUUGUCUGGCAAGAUAAACCCCAAGAACAAAAACAAAUGGAAGUUGUUUAUCUUUGCAUUCAUAAUCAAGUUAGUUUUAACGUUCCCCAUUUUAUUAUGAAGCUACUGAAUCUGAAAACUAACUGUGUGACUAAUAGCAUGAGAUUUUGCUGUUUUAUUGAAGGAUUACCCUAACCAAUAAGCUGUAUAAUGUCCUUUUACAAAGCCAAAAGUAUAUUCAUAACAUACUUUUUAUGUUUUAUGUGUGCCAAUUUGUUUCUUUGUAUGUCUAAUGCAAGGCUACACCUUUUAUAAGUUCCCUGUUAAUUCAUGGUCAUUUUUUUAUAGUUUU